UUUUGCCCUUGCUCUCUCAUCACAACAGAUCCUAUAUAUACUCUCUCUUGUACUUACACUCAUCAGCCGCACGCAUUCUCACUCACUCACUCUCCCUCCCCAUUUCUCUUUCUCUCUUUGAUCUCUCCAUCACACCAAGGAGAGAUGGCAGUAUCUGAUGGAGUCCAAACCCCAACCCCUCAGGUGGUUGGCAAUGCUUUUGUCGAGCAGUAUUACUCAAUUCUUCACCAAGACCCGGAUCAGGUUCAUAAGUUUUACCACGAAUCAAGUGUCUUGAGUCGACCUGAAGAAGACGGUACCAUGACAACUGUCACUACCACUGCUGAAAUUGAUAAAAAGAUACAAUCUUUUGAUUACACAAGCUAUAGGGUAGAGGUUCUGAGUGCUGAUGCUCAGCCUUCAUAUAAUAGUGGGGUUGUGGUUGUAGUGACUGGCUGCUUGACCGGAACUGACAAUGUUAAACGCAAAUUUGCUCAGUCCUUUUUCCUAGCUCCACAGGACAAGGGCUUCUAUGUUUUGAAUGAUGUUUUUAGAUAUGUUGAUGCGUAUAAGUCUGUUGAUAUUGAGACUGUACCAGCAAAUGAUGCUGAUGAAAGUGCUCCAUCAGAAGCUUUUACUCCAGAUCCUGAGCCUAUUCAUGUUGCUGAAGACAUUCCAACCAUUCAACCUGUUAUUGCUGAUACUGACACUAACAUCAGCAAAGAAGUGAGCUUACCACUGGAGAAUGGAAAAUUAUCAGUUACUGAAAAUGUGAUUCCUGUUAAUCAUGUUAAAGAGUCAAGUCAUCAGGAACAAAUGGCAAGCAUUGAGAAAGUUCCUUCAAAUACACAGGAGGAUACUCCCAAAAAAUCUUUUGCAUCCAUUGUGAGUGCCUAUAAAGAUAAUUCUGCUCCCUUCCUUUCGAGGACUUCUCCUGCAAAACCCGCUGUGCAACCACCCCGUGUACAUAGCGUGCCUGCUCCUGAAGCACCAGCCCCUAACAUGGACAUUCCAUCGGAAAAGAAUAAUGAGAAUGGAGGUAGGGCUCAUGCAAUAUUUGUUGCGAAUUUGCCUAUGACUGCAACAGUAGAGCAAUUGGACCGGGUUUUCAAGAAAUUCGGGACCAUUAAACGUGAUGGUAUUCAAGUUAGAAGUAACAAGCAACAGGGAUCUUGCUUUGGUUUUGUGGAAUUUGAAUCUGCUGCUUCACUGCAAAGUGCCCUAGAGGCCUCCCCUCCUGUUAUGUUGGACAACCGUAGGCUUUCCAUUGAAGAAAGGCGAGGACGUGGUGGAUACCGAAAUGACAGAAAUGAUAACUUCAGGGGCCGUGGCAACUUUGGUGGCGGCCGUGGUGGUGGCUUUAACGGAAGGAAUGAUUUUGACAGGCGAGGCGAGUUCUCUGGCCGGCCUAGAGGAGGCAAUAAUACCGGUCGAAGCAAUGGAGAUGCUGCGCCAAGGAGUUAUCAGAAUGGAGGAGGAAAAGUCGCUCGUCAACCGCCAGUGAAGGCUCAGUAAAGUGCUUCUUUUUGUCGGUAAUUGAGUGGCAACGAGAUUUUCUUAGUAGAUAGAGGGAGGCAUUAGGGAUUUUGGUUUGAAUUUGAAUUAGAGUCUUUUGCUUUGUAGUUUCUGUGAUAUUUUUUCGUCAGAGUUCUUUGGUUAAAUCAGGUUUUCUCCAUACUGACUUCUUUUUUCUUAAUCUCUUCCAAUUUUGUUUCCUACUGUAUCUAAUUUUUCUGGUAUGAUUGUUUUGGAAUUGGCCAGUUAUAUAUCAUUUUUGUUUAAA
Trifolium pratense (red clover) is the source of this 1762-nucleotide messenger RNA. RefSeq names its product nuclear transport factor 2-like. Gene Ontology annotation, cellular component: cytosol; ribonucleoprotein complex. The record is from RefSeq and is a predicted model, not a curated record. The transcript is spliced from 9 exons. Lineage: Eukaryota; Viridiplantae; Streptophyta; Magnoliopsida; Fabales; Fabaceae. Bases 145 to 1494 code for a protein of 449 amino acids. Gene Ontology annotation, molecular function: mRNA binding.